Alternaria hordeiaustralica is the source of this 387-nucleotide messenger RNA. RefSeq lists its product as uncharacterized. The transcript is spliced from 2 exons. Lineage: Eukaryota; Fungi; Ascomycota; Dothideomycetes; Pleosporales; Pleosporaceae. The record is from RefSeq and is a predicted model, not a curated record. Gene Ontology annotation, cellular component: membrane. Gene Ontology annotation, molecular function: transmembrane transporter activity. The coding region runs from base 1 to 387 and encodes 128 amino acids.
AUGAUCGGCUUCGCGGGCUGCUUCAUCGUCGCGCUCGGCCUAUGGGUCGCCACCGGCAUCGCCUUCUCCUGGAUCGCUGUCAACAAUCCCCGAUACGGAAAGCGAGCCUUCGCGAGCGGUAUGCAGAUCACCAUCGGUAACUGCUCAGGUGUUGCAGCACCUUUCUUGUACGCCGCCGACACCGCGCCAACAUACAUUCCGGGCUACGGAGCUACUAUCGGGCUGCUAGCCCUCGGUAUCGCGAUCUACAUUGCGCUGCACUUCUACUUCCGCAUGAAGAAUAACAGGAAGCUGUCUGGCAAAGAGGACUGGAGGAUCGAGGGUAAGACUGAAGAGGAGAUUGCUGAGAUGGGUGAGGAUAACCCGAGGUAUCUGUACACGAUCUAG